UUCUUUCAGAAAGACUGAAGCUUUCCCAAAAGUUUUGCUGCUAAAAAAAAUUAUCAAGAUGCAUUUCUUUGGCUUGAUCAUUGUUUUGCUGGGCGUGUCCUUUGAGGCCACUGUUAAUGGAGAGGACUGCAUUGAUACUAAGACGCAGGCAAAGGAAAUUUCCGAGUGCUGUGAUAUGCACAACCCAAUCGAUUUGUCCGUUGCCGAGGAGUGUGUCGAAAAGUACAAAGAUCUUUCCGGGGAAGAAUUGAUCGCGUGCAUCUACGAGUGCGUGGGCGACAAAACGGGCGUCAUUCAGGGCACUACAGUGAGCAAGGACAAGCUGUUGGAAAAUGCCAACAAGGUACCGGACGAGGAGAUGAAGAAGGUGGUGAUCGCCGCCAUAGAACUGUGCGCUGAACAGGCUGCCAAAUUGGCUGAGGAAACUGCUAACCACAGCAUGAAGUGCAGUCCUUUUGCGUUCAUGGUUGGGGAGUGCAUCAUGCGGCACAUCUAUGCCGAGUGCCCGGAGAAUUUCUGGAAGAAAUCCGAUGUCUGCGAUAAAAUCAAGGCCGGAGUUCCAAAAUGUCCUCAGUAAAUGAGAAGUGACGACGCUAAGAGACAUUUUCAAUAAACCAUGUUUGAAAUAAAUAA
This is a messenger RNA of Culex quinquefasciatus (southern house mosquito), 633 nucleotides long. RefSeq names its product general odorant-binding protein 66 (gene Obp50c). The transcript has 5 exons. The coding region runs from base 59 to 577 and encodes 172 amino acids. Lineage: Eukaryota; Metazoa; Arthropoda; Insecta; Diptera; Culicidae. Gene Ontology annotation, molecular function: odorant binding. The record is from RefSeq and is a predicted model, not a curated record.